Panicum hallii is the source of this 1194-nucleotide messenger RNA. Its product is annotated as anthocyanidin 5,3-O-glucosyltransferase-like. The coding region runs from base 1 to 1194 and encodes 397 amino acids. Gene Ontology annotation, molecular function: UDP-glycosyltransferase activity. The record is from RefSeq and is a predicted model, not a curated record. Lineage: Eukaryota; Viridiplantae; Streptophyta; Magnoliopsida; Poales; Poaceae. The transcript is spliced from 3 exons.
AUGCUGCACUUCAUCUUCGUCCUCAGUCCGGUGAUGCACCGCACGCACCUCCUCUUCAUGCCGGUGCUACAAGAAACCCGAGGUGCCCAGCAGCCACCACCUGAAGAAGCCGCCGGGACAUCAAGGAGUCGUGGUGAGAUACUGAAGGCCAGGCUCGGGUACAAAAAUAUCAUCAACACCGACCUGGUGGAUGACCCCAUGCUGACGGUUGAGAACAUAAAGACCUUCAAGAGAACCUUCAAGGAACUCACGCACCUGGUCAAUAAGAGUUUAAAAGGGCCCAAAUAUUCCAACACCGGCAUGCUGCCGAUCCGCGAGGCGGACAUGCUGCAGACGGUGCAGGACAAGGAGAGCGAAGCGACCAAGGUCCGGCUCUACCAGCUCAAGCGCAUGGCGAAGGGAGCGGGCGUGCUGGUCAACACCUUCGAUUGGCUGGAGCCCACGGCCCUGAAGGCCCUCCACGACGGCGUCUGCGCGCCCGGCAGACCGACGCCGAGAGUUUACUGCAUCGAGCCUCUGGUCAACGGCGGCAGCAGGGGAGACAGCGGCGGCGAGAGGCACGAGUGCCUGGCGUGGCUGGACGCGCAGCCCAAGCGGAGCGUCGUGUUCCUCUGCUUCGGCAGCAUGGGCGCCUUCUCGGCCGCGCAGCUGCAGGAGAUCGCCCGCGGGUUAGAGAGCUCCGGCCACCGGUUCCUGUGGGCGGUGUCCCCGCGGGAAGAACAGAGCCAGUUCCCCGAGCCGGACUUGGAACGGCUGCUUCCGGCGGGUUUCAUGGAGAGGGCGAGUGGCUGGGGCAUGGUGGUGAAGAACUGGGCGCCACAGUCGGAGGUGGUGGAGCACGAGGCGAUCGCCGCGUUCGUGACGCACAGCGGGUGGAACUCCACGCUGGAGGCAAUCAUGGCUAUGUUGCCGAUGAUAUGCUGGCCCCUGUACGCGGAGCAGAGUAUGAACAAGGCGUUUCUGGUGGAGGAGAUGGAGAUCGCGGUCGAGAUGGAAGGGUACGGGGAGUUUGUCAAGGCGGAGGAGGUGGAGGCGAAGGUGAGGCUGGUGAUGGACACUGAGGAAGGGAAGAUGCUGAGGGAGCGGCUCGCGGUCACCAAGGAGAAGGCCUUGGAGGCUAUCAAGGAAGGCGGGUCUUCUAAAGAGGCAUUCGCAAAGUUUAUCAGAGAUUUGGGGCAGACUAGCAGCUCUUGA